Molecule: messenger RNA, 980 nt
Organism: Gloeophyllum trabeum ATCC 11539
Lineage: Eukaryota; Fungi; Basidiomycota; Agaricomycetes; Gloeophyllales; Gloeophyllaceae
Exons: 4
Source: RefSeq, a predicted model, not a curated record
CCCUUCCUCCUGCCCUUGUCUUUCAAUCGUUCGGGCGCACGCAGUUUCAUUCCCCGCUAGACCACGCUCAUCAAAAUCGGCGCUGAGCCACGUCCACGACCAUGCAGACAGUGGCGCACAACCCCGCGAACACGAACCCCGACACGGAACAGCGCAGACGGCGCGCAAACAUCGACAGGCAAAAAGCCAACCACCUAUCAAGGCAGCUCCAGAUGCGCCUGCAGUACGCCCGCCUCAAGGUCGAGCACGGCUGGCAACGCCAGAACCUGAACGAGGUCGAGAACCUCUACUUCCACCACUCGCACCACCGCCGGCCGUCCUCCGCCUCCCCCGCCCGCGCGCACGCGGGCAGGAACGCUGCUGCCAAUGCCAAUGCCAGCACGAAUGCGAAUGUGAAUGCCAGCACGAACGCGAAUGUGAAUGCCCACUCGAACUCGAACUCGAACACGAACCCGGAUGCGAGUAUGGAUACGCGCCCCGACCCAGAUCCCACCCCGCGCCCCGCGCCCACCACCACCACCCCCAACUCCGCCCCUCCGCGCCCCCCGAACCCGAACCCGAGCCCGCAGCACAGUCCCGCCCCGCAAUCGCACCCGGCCCCGGCCCCGGCCCCGGCCCCAAACCCAACCCCGACCCCAAUCCCUCCCCCGCCGCACCGCCCACCCAUGAACUUCCGCGAGGUCCUCGACGAAGCCGACCGCCUCGUCGCGCAGGCCGCCGGGCUCCUCCCCGCGCCCUAUCCCCCCACGCUCACCUACGACUCCUUCUGGCAGGCGCACACCCCGUCCUACCGCUCCCUCCUCGCGAGCAAGGCCGCCGCGUCCUCUCCCGCCCCUGCGGACGGGAGCACCGGGGCGCAUCGGCUGUUCGCGGGCACGACGGGCCCGUUCAUACAGCGCUCGCAGUACAGCUUCGAGUUUGACGCGGAGAAGGCGAGGGCGUGGCAGCAGGGGCAGGGAGGGGGCGCGCAGGGGCCGUAG